CCGUUCCUCGCAUCGUCUUCCUCCUCGAUCGUGCUAGGGUUUGCAGAUUUACAGUUUAUCGUCGUCUCUUCCCGCAGGGCAUUCACGCCGGAGGCCAUAUUCUAGAUGCGUAAAAAGUGCGAUUUGUAGAGAAAAGACACGAUAGAUUAUCUGAAUUCUUUGUUUUUUGGAUUUCGUUUGCUCGUGAGAUCCAGUAACAUCAAUCAUAUCAUGCGGAACGAUAAUAUCAACGGGAAGGAUGCUAUUUCUUCUGAUUCUGUCAACGAAGUUGUUCCUGGGUCAAUAUCGGAGGGGAAACAGGAAGUGACUGAAAUAAAGGCCCAAGUUGAUGCCAUGUGGCAAAACAUGAAUAAAGGAGUAUCUAGCAAGAUUCUCAGAAGUAUUGUUAGCAAACAUAAUUCCACUGCCAAGAAAACUGCAAAGAAGACAUCCACUAAUUGGAUGUCUUAUUUGGGCAUGGCACCAAAGGUAACUGAAUCCCUUGGGCAAGAUGCAUCCCAGAAGGGAACUGUCACUAUGGAGAGCAAUACAAGUGAUGAAGCCAAGAAACUUGCUGCUGCUGCUCUGGCAGCAGUUAAAGAUGACGCUGCUGCUGCUGCUGCAGCAGCAUCAAGCAGAGGGAAAAUUUCAAUCACGGAAGUUCGGGACUUUGCUGGUAAAGAAAUUGAAGUUAAAAAGCUUGUCGAUGCUGAUUCAAAAGAGGCAAUAGAAAGAACCAAAGCUCCUGCAGCUUCUGCUGUGGAUGUUAUGCUUGAACAAAUUAAGAAAAAACAGAAGCUCAGUGUACUUGAUAAGACCAAAAUGGACUGGGGAGAAUUCAAGGAAGAAAAUAAGGGAAUGGAAGAGGAGCUUGAUGCUUACAAGAAGAGUUCAAACCAGUAUCUGGAUAGGGUUUCCUUCUUGCAGCGAGCAGAUUACCGUGAGUUUGAACGAGAAAGAGAUGCACGCUUGGCUUUGCAAUCAAGAAGGCGGCCAGACAUGCGAGAAGAUCCAGAUGAUUGAAGGAUGUCUCGAGUUGCUAGUCUUAAGGAUUAUGGAUGGAUUUGGUUGGAAGUUGAUUUCCAAGGGGCGAGCUAUGGUCCCA
Molecule: messenger RNA, 1084 nt
Organism: Neltuma alba
Lineage: Eukaryota; Viridiplantae; Streptophyta; Magnoliopsida; Fabales; Fabaceae
Product: craniofacial development protein 1-like
Exons: 5
Coding region: 211-1002 (263 amino acids)
Source: RefSeq, a predicted model, not a curated record